CACUGACAAAUGUUGCUACUUGUACUGGUGACAGGUUACCCCUAGCUGCUCUCGGCUUCAUACUUUCCCGUAAACUCCAAGGUGAACUCUGUGUGUUGAAGCCGGGGAGGCUGGGCAGCUGCCUGUGUCCAAGAUUUCCCUCAGAAGACCAGAAUCACAGGUGCACUCUGAGGAUUUACCAGUCCUUCACAGGGGCCAGCUGGGGUUCAUUCUGAAGCAUGCAGGAGAACAACAUUGACCAGCCACCGUCGCUGUCUCAGGUCUUAAGAGAGAGCUACCUGGCGGAGGCCAGAGCCCAGCAGCGCCACAGCGAGAUGAGCCGCUCGGACGCUUCCUCCUCACACCUUCAGAUCUACGCGUCACUCAAAGGCAAGGCCGAGGACUCUGUGGGCCACAAUGAUCCCCAAUUCCCUGACCUCUCGGCCUUCCUCAGCCAAGAGGAGCUGGAUAAGAGUGUGAACCUGGCCCGCCAGGCCAUCGGACAUGAGCCUCAGGAGGAGAGGGCAGAGGUCAAGGCCUCUGUCCCGCCAUUAACCCCCUCCAACAUCUCCUCAGCCUCUUCCUCUGAACCCCCAUCUGUUGCGAGCUCCUCUCCUGCCCCCUCCGCUGUGCCCUUUACCAAGCCAGCCUCUGAACUCAAAGAACUGCCAGCAACACACACAACAUUCACAUCAGACAGAAAGAUGCACAAAGCGUCCGCACGGCAGGAAAACAUGAUCCGGAACACGAGGGACACCGGUGAGGGAUUCAACGAGUUUGACAGUGCGGGGAGGAACGCCCCGUAUGGUCCGGAGAACCAGUCCAAGAAAGAGUUCCUCAACAAGGCAGCGGACUUCAUUGAGGAGCUCUCCUCGCUCUUCAAGGCCAACAGCUCCAAACGGGUACGACCGAAAUCGUCCAAAUCCCACAGGAGUAGGAACCAGAACAAGAGCCAGAACGAUGAGACAGUUUAUCCCCUCGGCCCAGACAACAGGGAGCGCUCUGUCGUGCCCGUGGAGGUGGAGAAGGAGAGAGCCAGCCCUGCUGUUAGCCACCAACCAGAGGCCCAGCUGGACUCUGGGAUUGGGCAUGUGGACUUUCAGGACAGGAGGAUUACUGAGGAGCCGCAGUACGACCAUGUUUCCCAGGAGGUGGAGCAGGAGGCUGAAAACUGUGCCCUGACGGAAAGUCCAUACCCAGUGGAGGCACCGUGUGAGCCUCCUUUCUUCAUCCAGAAACUGAAAAGCAGGGAGGUUCCCGAGGGCAGCAAGGUCCAAUUGGACUGCAUUGUUAGAGGACUCCCUGUGCCUGAAGUCCGGUGGUUUUGUGAGGGCAAGGAGCUGGAGAACAGCCCUGACAUUCAGACCAUCACCGACGGCGAGCUGCACUCUCUGAUCAUCACAGAGGCCUUCGAGGAAGACACCGGACGUUACUCUUGCUUUGCAUCGAAUUUCUAUGGCACCGACUCAACAUCAGCGGAGAUCUAUGUCGAAGGUGCCUCCUCUACGGACUCUGAGGGGGAACAGCACCUUGAACAUGAAGCCCAGCUGCAGAAGAAAUCUUCACCUCCACCAUCGAGCCAAACUCUCUCUGUAGAAGGGGAAGACUCUCCGUCAUCCCAACCUGCAGCAGCCACUGAGGAGCCAGAUGAGCAGUUCUCCUCUCCAACAACUAACCAAAUAAUCCCAGAACCUCUUCUAACAGUAUGGACAUCGGCCACCGUUCUUUCAGUCCCAGAGUCGUCUAAAAUAUCUGUGGCAUCCACAGCUCACUCUGCUCAGGAGGAGGCGACAGUGUCACCUGUGCAGGUGUUUCCUACUUUGCCCCCUGGUGAUACAGAGCUUUCAGAAGCCCAGGAGGCGUCGACAUCUGUCACAGCAACACCACCGCCAUUGCAGACAGCUGCAUCGAUAGCUGCGUCACUGCCUUUGAACGCAGUGGCCUCGUCCGCACUGCCUGUCCUAUCUGCUCCAACACAAACACCCCAACCUGAGAGUCAAACCUCCAUCCACAACUAUCCACAAGGGUUGAACGGCCAACCCAUCAUGGCUGCCCCUGUAUUCACAAAGAGCCUGCAGGACCUCCUUGCGUCAGAAGGCCAGCUGGUGGUGCUAGAGUGCCGUGUGAAAGGGGUACCGUCACCUCGAGUGGACUGGUACAGAGAGGGCAAAACCAUAGAGGACUCUCCUGACUUCAGGAUCCUGCAGAACAAGGGAAUAUGCACUCUGGUCAUUGCUGAGGUAUUUCCUGAAGAUUCAGGGAUGUUUACUUGCACAGCAAGCAACAACUAUGGAACUGUGUCCAGCGCUGCGACUCUAAGGGUCAAAGGCAAUGGCAACAACAGCAACCACGUGAGGCCUUUUAGCAGUUUGACGGUGAAGUCUAAUCAAAUCCAAGAACCUUCAUCAGCUCCCGCUGUAAUCCCUCAACCAGAGGCUACUGUGACCAACAGCAUCAAGCCCCACUCCAGCACCAUUCGCCUAGACCCGCUCGUCUCUAGCACCUUACGUCUGGACCCCUUGAGCACCAGCACCCUCCGUCUUGACCCCAAUGGCUCCAGCAUGUUGCGCCCAGACCCCUUCCGCACCAGUCUACACAGUCUGGAACCCUCCAGCCUGAGCAGCGGCUCCUGCCUCAGCUCUCGCAGCACCAGCACCCCAAACCGAGAUCCUCCCUGUCUCCACCAGAACCCUCCUGGAACCAGUGGACCACGUCCAGAACCACAGGUGCUCUCAUACCCAAAACCCUUCACUUCUCAAUUUGCGGUUGAGACUUCAGCUGAGCAGGAAGUGCCCCUACCUUCGGUGACAUCACCUGACACGAGUCCCAAAGUCAAGGGGACCCCAAACCAUCAGAAUGGGAGCCUCAUUGUGGUGCCCCUCCCUGAUCCCCCUCCUAACUCCUGCCUAAAGACAGGCGCCCAGACGAACCACAAAGACUCACGCUCCGUCUCCAGGGUCGGCCUGCGUGUGCACUUCAAACUGCCUGAGGAAGAGGAGGAUGAACAGAGUGACUCAUCCAGUCAGUUAGAUGAUGACGACACCAUGUCAAUCAACAAAGAACCCCCACCAGUGCUGGCGAAACCCAAACUGGACCCAGUCCAGCUCCGGCUGCUGCACAACCAGGUCCUUAUGGAGCAGCAGCAGGAGACGGAACCUGAGACCCAAACCCACACCCAGCCGCAGUCCCACAGCCAAUUACAGAUCCAGAUCCAGCCCGAGGUCCAAAGCUCCAAUGAAGGUCCGCUGUGGUCCCCCAGAAUGCACCUUGAACCCCAUCCGCCACCUUUCCAGCCCAUCCUCAACACCACGUCGCCCCCGCAGCAGACGCCCCACUCUGCACCUCCGCUGACCACCGCUCCCCCUGUUCCCUCUCUAAGCUCUGCUCCAGCACUCAACACCACCUUUUCACCUCUUCUCAAUGCUUCUGCUUCCCUGGUGACCUCUCCUCCACCUGCCGCACAGCUGAAAACAUUCCCCCCUUUCAGCGUAGCUCCUGUAACCCAGAUGAACACCAUCCAUGCCUCCCACCUCAACCUCUCCCCUGCAGCUCUUGCCAGAACUGCACAUACACCCCAAUUUUACCCUCCUCCUGCACCGAAGCUUAGUACUGCCCUUCCAGGUCCGGCCUCAGCCUUACAGCAGAUCAUAUCUCCUGCUCCGCUACUGAGAAGCACCCACGCCUCCCUCAUGAACCUCACCGCCACCUCCCACACCUUCAACUAUGCCCGGCCAAAAGAGUUCAUAGCUGCUCAGGCCUUCUCACCGGUCAGGAGUCCUUCUCCGACAGAAUCACCGGUCCCUCUGCUCCAAGAGCUGGCCGCUGAGCUCAACUCCUCCGCAGCCAGCUCCCCUACUCUCCCACCAUUCUCCCCACCACCCAUGUUCUUCCCCACGAGGGUGCUCAAGUCUCCCACCAGCCCUCCCUCCAUCGUGUCCUCACCCUUACCGGUGUCGGCGGCAUUCCUGAACAGCCUGUUCGCCAUGAGAGCCCAGUCGCCUCCCCAGGCCUCCUCUCCCACGUCCAGCAGCUCCACCCCAAGCCCCAUUCAAAACCCAGUGGCGUUCCUGAGCUCCGUCCUGCCGUCCCUGACCCCGAGUCAGCCCACCAACUCAAUGGGCCUGCCCAAGGGAGCUCCUUUAAGGCCAAAAAAGAGCGUACCAAAGAUGCGCCUCCCGUCGAUGGAGGACAACCGAGAAAGCAAAGUAAUUCUGCUCCAAGAUAUUGAGAAUAAGCUUCGAUUUAAAGACGACGCUCCACAUUUCACACAUCAACAGAAGCUGAGUAAUGAGGGGGAAACAGCGAGCAGACCCCUUGGACCAAACAUUCCUGCUACUGUCAUUAACUAUGAUGAGCAGUACAAAGUGUCCAACUUCGAGCAGAGGCUAAUGAGCGAGAUCGAAUUCCGUUUGGAGCGGACGCCGGUGGAGGAGUCGGACGAUGAGGUGCAGCACGAUGACGUCCCUACAGGAAGAUGCAUCGCGCCCAUAUUUGACAAGAAACUGAAGAACUUCAGAGCCAUGGAAGGCGUGCCUGUCACUUUGUCAUGUAAAGUAGUGGGAAUCCCUUUCCCAAAGGUUUACUGGUUCAAGGAUGGCAAGCAGAUCUUGAGGAAGAAAACCCAUUACAAGAAGAUAAGAGAGGGGGAUGGGACCUGCGCUCUACAUAUAGAGUCCACGACCAAUGACGACGACGGCAACUACACCAUCAUGGCAGCUAAUCCACAGGGACGAAUAAGCUGCUCGGGUCAUUUGAUAGUCCAAACGGGACCUCCCCGACUGACACCUAUUCACUCUCAGAGGGUGCGAGCCCGCAUACAGGAAGUGGAAAGUGAGCAAACCCAGGAGCAAUUUUUUCGGCCUCACUUCCACCAGCCUCCGGGGGACAUGCUGGCUCAUGAAGGAAGACUGUGUAGACUAGAGUGUAAGGUGAGCGGCCUCCCCAACCCGGAGCUCAUGUGGUUGGUCAACGGGAGGCCAAUCUAUCCAGACCUUUACCACAAGAUGGUGGUGCGGGAGAAUGGCAUCCAUUCUCUGGUCAUUGAUCCCCUGACACAGAAUGACGGCGGCACAUACACGUGCAUCGCCAGCAACAAAGCAGGGCAGAGCUCUUUUAGUCUCGAGCUCAAAGUUGUGGAGAAAGAGAUGAAGCACCCUCCCCAGUUUGUGGAGAAGCUGCAGAACAUGGGUAUUCCUAAUGGGACCCCAGUCAGGUUGGAGUGCCGGGUGGUGGGCAUGCCCCCUCCCGUCAUCUUCUGGAAGAAAGACAAUGACACCAUUCCUAAAACUAAGAACAGAAUCAGCAUGACCCAGGAUGCAACUGGAUAUGUGUGUCUCCUCAUCCAGCCAACAACAAAAGACGACGCUGGCUGGUACACAGUGUCGGCAAAAAACGAGGCUGGAAUUGUAUCCUGCACCUGCAGGCUUGAUAUCUACGCUCAGUGGCAUCAGAGCAUCCCUGCACCCAUGAAAAUGGCUCCACGUACGGGCAGCCGCUACGCAGCUCUGACGGGCCAGGGGCUCGACAUCAAGUCGAUUUUCCCUACGUCAGACACCAACCCCAUCCUGUUCUCCAGCUCCCCUCCUGAAGUCAUGCUGGAGAGCGAGGAGCUGUGACACUGCAGCACGGCAACCCUCCAGAGAUCUCCCAGCACAUGCUGAGGUCGAAACCGCGGAGGGCUAAAAGGAGAAUGACGAGCAGAUUUGCCAUGUGAUUUGUGUGAUGCAUUUUGAAGUGAUACACUCAGAGUAGAAUGGCAAUGAAUUAUUGUGUUACAGCUAUCAGCACUGAUAGUGGGGUUUGUCACCAUUCCUAUUUACUCAAGUCAUACGAAAGAUGUGUUUCACAUACAGAAAAACAGAUUUGCAAAGUCUUAGCUCAUGAGGUUGAAUAGUGUUGCUCUGACCGGUUUGAAUGACUCACGUUUGUUUUCUACAUCAUAUUGAGCUACGAUAGUGAGGGUGUUGCUGAAUGUUGGUGAACAUCUGUUCUUAAUCGUUAGUCCUGUUCUCAAAGUGGUACAAGCACUGCUUAUUGUUAUUGCAAAUAAUAUCUACCUGAACUGGUAGUAAUAGUUUCUGUUAAAGUUUAUAUGAAAUGUCUAUAAAUAUAAACUUAUUUAUUAAUAAUCACCGGUAGUUUAGAGUAUAUAAAUAGACAUUUGAAUCUGCCAUUUAGAGCAGUUUAUUUAAAUGGCUCCAGCAAGAUGGGAUUCUUUCGACAUUUACCGAGAUCAUUUCUUGAUGUUCAUCACUGGUUCAUAUUUUUGCACCAUGUUUUUUUUUCCAUGUGCAUGCAUGCCAAUGGUUGAUGAUUGAUGCAAUAUUGUAUACACACUGUGUCUGCAGGCAUAGUAAUAAUAAGAUGCUGUUAGGUGACUGUCAUUCAUGGUUACUAGUUGAAACACAAAAUAUUUCUUCAAGUAUGUUUGGCCUUCAGGUGAUUUAAUUCAUCUUUAUAUGGACAACGAUUUAUCUCGAUCGUAUCUACAGUUGGAGACGCAUUACCGGAGGAAUGACUCGGAUGAGACUCAACGCUCUUAUUUUGUGGUAAGACAGACUGUUGGCUUUGCUUUGAAAUGACACCAACAAGUCACACAGAGGUUAUAAUUGAACUUCUAUCAGUCGGUUAAUAAAUAUAUUGAAGAAAAGCACAUACUCAACUGAUGUAAAGUUGCACUUUGUAAAAUAGUUUUGUCCCUCUCAGAAUAAAGUUAUAUUUAUUCAAAUGAGUGAUAUGUUUGCUUUGCUGGAACAUGUGGGUAUAAUGCUGCAUGCUGCUGAGAAAGCACCUGAAAGUUUAACUGGUGAAGUUAUCUCAUUUCUUCCCUCUUUAGAUAGAGGUUAAUGCAGGGACAUCAUUUUGAUGUCAAAGAUGGGGGAGGAGGUGCUGUGUCACAGACAUGUACCUUUUUGCUAUUACCAAGGACUCUUCCAGCUG
Molecule: messenger RNA, 6918 nt
Organism: Anarrhichthys ocellatus (wolf-eel)
Lineage: Eukaryota; Metazoa; Chordata; Actinopteri; Perciformes; Anarhichadidae
Gene: mypn
Product: myopalladin
Exons: 20
Coding region: 219-5594 (1791 amino acids)
Cellular component (GO): Z disc
Molecular function (GO): protein kinase activity
Source: RefSeq, a predicted model, not a curated record